ACGCUCGUUGACUGUUCAGCUCGUAGGACGGUUUCGUAUGUGUAUUUGUGGAUGGUAUAUAUUCCAUACUAACUACGCUAGAGAGUAACGAAAAAAAAAAUAACACACAAAUAAUACAAGCGAUUUGAAGAACAACCAUUGGAAAGGAUACAACUCACUUUUCCAUAGUGCACAGGUUCACUCUGUCGUUCACUUUGAGAUAAAUUUUUGGUUCAUUUUUUCAUACUUUUUUCGCAUUUCGAGAAAAGAAACCAAUCAAUUUUUCCGUUUGUUUUGUGACUCUUUUUUUUCUUGAUUUGCCAUUUUGUUUUCAUCGUUGCAAAUAAUAAGCCGUGAAUGUUAUUGUUUUGAGCAAAUCCGUGGCGCUAAACAAAACGCAACCAAAAGUCAAGUGCGGCAAAACGAGCUGUGGAAAAAAAAUUGUUUUGAAUUUUCAUCGAGUGAAUACAAGUUUGUGAGAGAAUAAUUCAAUAUUUUAAAAGCAAGAAGUUUGAUUGGUUUGAUAAAUAAAAGCGUGUGAACAAAUCGACUGAAAAUCUCGUGACAGAAUCGUGUGUCGGCAAAAGGCCGCUGCGAUUUCGUUCUACAUAAACCAAAUUGAUAAUCUCGGAAAAUCGAAAACGAAUUCACACAGCAAAAGGAUUUGUUUAAAUAAUUUGUCGUUUUGCAAUCCAAAAAAAACUACACGGUGCACUUUUUGUUUUCUAUCGUGGAAAGGACACCCGAUUCUAAAUUUAGACCAUUGAAAUUGAACGAAACAUUGCAUGCGGUACGUGACCGUUGUGAGAAAAUCGAUAAAGGAGACGAGGAUCGCACCCACAACACAGUGUUCAUUGAACGAAAAGGAGCGAGAGAGAAAAAAAGCGCAACGAGAAUCAAGAGAACGGUGUCGUGUUUACAUUCCAUUUGCAGCGAUUGACCGAGAGUGCAGUUUGUUUUGAUUGCAUUUUUUUUUUUGGUUUGAUUAGACGGUCUCGAAUAUCUAUAUAUAAAUCGAAGCUCAUUAAAUAAAAUCGGCAAAUUAAAAAGGCGCGCGUAAAGGCGGCCGCUUUGUGUGAAUAGAAAGAAUAAAUCACUUAUUUGACAAUUGCGGUGUGUUUAUCAAGUCACGUCUUUGGGCGCGAAAGAAAGAGGAAGAAAAUUUAAAAGUUGAACACCGUUUUCAUUGAAGCAAGUAUAAGAAGAAGAAAAAAGAAGCAGGAAAUAAAUCCACCAAAUUCAAAGGCAAUACAACCGAGAACUUUGUUACAAAGAAUAUAAUUUAUUACUACUUAAUGUGACGGUUUUAUGUUUGCGCGAACCGCCGUAAAUCCGAAACCAACGACGACGACCACGAAGAAGAAGAAGUAAAGAAUCCUUGUUGUGUCCGACUCUGUAAUUUAUCACGACAACAAAAUUACCAGUUUUCCCGAAGUAAAAACGAAAAAAAAAAUAAUACAAAUAAAAGAAAAACGAAUAGAUAAACGUAAUCAGAUUCGGAAGGAAAUUGUUUAUUACAAUAACAAUAGUCAAAUAAAAAGUAAAAGAACAGUGCGCGAUUGCUUAUAGAGUGUGUAACAAAAAGAAGAAGCAGAAAAUAAAGAAACAUCUAAAGAAAAAAGCGACUGCCAUUUUCCUAUUGACACCGUUGAAUUCACCAAUUCCAACCAUUUGUUUCAUUCAAUAAUACCAUUUGAUUCAAUUGUUUUUUUUUCUCGUGAAAAGUGUGUGAAACAAAAAUAAAACCAGUGGAUAGAAUUACACCGACAACAGUUUGGGCACAACAAUUAAAAAGCGAUAAUAAAAGGUGACGCCACUAUAAUGAGAACGAUACGUUAGCUUUGACUAUGGGAACAGAGGCAUGGGAUUGUGUUCGGACCAUUGGUCGGUAUGGUGGUGUAAGGCAUUAAGCCGAUCGCGAUCAUUCGCCACAACUACACUCAACAACUACCUGCUUACCAUACUCGUUGUUCUUACAACGAUCAACUAUACAAACGCCAAUUCACUUCCAGGUCAACAAGAUGCUAUACAUAUCACGGCCAUACUCGGAGAAAGUGUUAUAUUCAAUUGUCACGUCGAAUUUCCCGGUGAUCAUCCAGUUCCUUAUGUGCUGCAGUGGGAGAAGAAGGUGAGCGAAACGGGCCAAGAAAUACCGAUAUAUAUUUGGUACGAAAAUUAUCCAACCCAUAGCGGAGAAGGUUACGAAGGACGUGUAUCGCGCGUAUCACCCGACUCACCGUUCGGUGCAGCCUCCCUCAAUUUGACCAAUAUUCGCGAAAGUGAUCAAGGAUGGUACGAAUGUAAAGUGGUAUUCCUGAAUCGAUCGCCCAAUCAGCAUAAAAACGGUUCAUGGUUCCAUUUGGAUGUUCAUGCACCGCCACGUUUUAGUGUUACUCCAGAAGAUAUAGUUUAUGUAAAUUUAGGUGAUUCCAUCAUUCAGGUUUGCAACGCCGAGGGCACACCGACUCCUGAGAUACUUUGGUACAAAGAUGCUAAUCCAGUCGAUCCAUCUUCUACUGUUGGUAUUUUCAACGAUGGCACCGAGCUUCGUAUCUCCACAAUCCGUCACGAAGACAUCGGCGACUACACGUGUAUCGCACGCAAUGGUGAGGGGCAAGUCUCUCAUACAGCUCGCGUUAUAAUAGCGGGCGGCGCUGUGAUUAUGGUGCCGCCUACUAAUCAAACAAAAUUAGAAGGUGAAAAAGCGAUAUUUACAUGCGAAGCGAAAGCAAUGCCCGGCAAUGUGACGGUGCGCUGGUUUCGUGAAGGUUCACCAGUACGCGAGGUGGCCUCACUUGAAACCCGUGUCACCAUUCGCAAAGACGGUUCGCUAAUCAUCAAUCCGGUCAGCGCUGACGAUUCCGGUCAAUAUUUAUGCGAAGUGUCCAACGGCAUCGGUGAUCCACAAAGUGCUUCGGCCUAUCUAAAUGUUGAAUAUCCAGCAAAAGUGACAUUUACACCGACCGUUCAAUACCUUCCAUUCCGAUUAGCCGGUGUUGUUCAGUGUUACAUCAAAGCAAAUCCACCGUUGCAAUAUGUAACAUGGACAAAAGACAAACGGCUACUGGAGCCAUAUCAGACGAAGGACAUUGUUAUUAUGAAUAAUGGAUCGUUGUUAUUCACGCGAGUAAAUCAAAAUCAUCAGGGUCGUUACACAUGUACUCCAUACAAUGCACAAGGUACACAAGGCUCAUCGGGUGCAAUGGAAGUGUUAGUACGAAAACCGCCUGUGUUCACCAUCGAACCCGAAUUGCUCUAUCAGCGUAAAGUUGGCGAAUCGGUGGAAAUGAGUUGCGAUGCUCAGGAAGCCGAAGGCACACAACGGCCCAAUAUUCAAUGGCUGCGUCGAGAUGGAAUGCCAUUACAACGAAAUCGUGUCAAAUCAUCCGGUGGAAAUAUUACCAUCGAAAAUUUGCGUCGUUCUGAUUUUGGUUUCUAUCAAUGUGUCGUAUCGAAUGAGGUGGCAACCAUCGUGUCGGGCACACAGUUGGUGAUCGAAGGCACACAACCGCAUGCACCCUACAAUGUAUCUGGCAUUGCGACCGAAAAUUCAAUUACUAUCACAUGGAUGCCCGGCUACAGUGGCGGUCCCGAUUACAAGCAAGACUAUACGCUAUGGUAUAGGGAGGCUGGCAUCAGUGAAUGGUCAACCAUCCAAGUCACUCCAUCUGGCAGCACUUCCGUUACAAUUAACGAUUUAACACCCGGUAAAACGUACGAAUUCCAAGUGGUGGGCAAAAAUGCACUCGGCGAUGGUAUGAUGAGUAAAUUGAUUACUAUCCGAACACUCGAAACGAAGCCACCAAAUAAUGUGAAGUCACCAGUAUCGACAACUACUCCAAAUAUAAGAGAUUUCCCAGUAAUGCCAGAUACAGCUGGUCCAAAGCCUGGUCAACCACGUAAUGUGACUGUAACUGAGUUGCCAAAUGGAUUUAUUAUAUCAUGGCAAGAACCAUUGGAACGUACAUCGCUCAUUCAACACUACACGAUCAGGUAUCGUAUGGAUGCACAAUGGAGAACACUAAACCGGGGUCAGAUUCGUCCAGUUGAUACACAGUAUUUCGUGAAAAGUUUAGUCGGUGGCCGAACAUAUUAUUUCCGUGUACUGGCUCAUUCGCAAAGCAGUUUCGAAUCAAGCGAUGAAGUAAAAUAUCCGGUACCGGCACGUGUUAAGCAUAAAGCUAUAAUGGCCGCUGUUGUUGGUGGCAUACUAUUUUUUAUCGUUGCAAUCAUUCUAUCUAUUUGUGCUGUAAAAAUUUGUAAUCAGCGUAAACGUCGAAAACAGGAAAAAGCAUACAACAUGGUAGCGUGUAGAAUAACGGAUGCCCGAAAUUCACAUUGUCGUACGGGUUCAGCUUCCAGUAGUCAUGUGCCUUUGAAUAAUCAUAAUAAUUUUAGAAAUGAUUCUGAAUAUCGAGAUUACGAGACCGUUUUUAUAAUUCCUGGACCUAGCCAAUUGAAAAAUCAUACCGAAGGAGUCGAAUACCAGGCCUAAAAACGCUCGCUGCAAUUGUACGUUGGGUUUGGCCAUCGGAUCGUUGCACGAACUGUCAAUCAAUCUAUUCGAUAACCCGGCCCAGUGACAUGAUUACAAAGAAAAUCGAUCAAAUCCAUCGGUCGACCGAUGGUCGUUUCGUCAUAACAUAUGGUUCGGAUUUGGAAAUUUCUCGGCCAACAAGUGCAACUGGUUCGAAUUCGAGUGAAAGUGAUGAUGGUGGUUUUUUGCCGCGACAAGCACCGCCAGCAGCAAGUACACAACAGCAAAUUGAUAACAAAUUGCGAACAUCUUGGCGCCGGCCGCUUGUUUCAUAUCCAAGUGAAAUGAGCUUUGGUCCAGUAACACCAACGCCUCGUCGUGCAUCACAUGAUGGCUUAUUGCGUAUCGGCGACGGCGGUAGUGGCAGCAAUAAUGGGCAGCCGCUUCUACAAAUUGUGCCAGUUGAAUUGCAUCCAAUACCGCCAACCUAUCAAAAUAUCGAAUCAUUGGAUCGCAGUGCAAUGCGUCAUACACUUCCGUAUCCACAUACACCGUCGCGUGUUUCACGCAUUGUAUCUAGUUCACCGGCUGUUUCUAGUCCAAUGGCACAUUCAUCAAUCAUUUUAUCACCGCAAAGCAUGUACUUUAGCGAUCUAUCAUCGGUGCUGCAGGCAAGCUCACGUGAUCGCUCAUAUCCGACGCCGCACAAUUCGAAUAACAUAAGCCAAUUGCGAUUGCUACAAGAGCGUUACGCACAAGAGUUGCCAUCGUUGCGUGCGAUACACGAGGAAACGCAACGAAUGGCACAACAAUACAAUCCAUUGCAUGCACAAAUGCUACACACACCGUCCCAAUAUCUACCAAAUUCAUAUUAUCAGCCUCAUUUGCAUCACAUGAAUUAUGGCCAACGGCAACAGCACCAGCAACAACCGUUGGUGCAUCAAAGACCAAAAUCAAGAUUACUACCUCGACACGUUCGCAUGGCUCGAAGUGCACCUGAACUUGGAUUGCCAGCCGUUGUCAAUUAUAUCGACACCACGAUGGAAGCAUCACCGGAAAGUCAAUCGAGCUCAAGCGGUUUCGGCAGCCGAAACACAUCACAUGCCGCCCACCAGCAAAAUCAUAGCUCACGCUCAGGAAGCCAGCCAAGUGUUCGCAAUUUACCACCGUAUCGGCCACCACCACAACCAUUGUACUAUUACUAUCCAUACGAUGCAUCGUCAACGUCACAACAUUCAUCACCAUACACAAUGGAGCACUGGGUCGAUUUAAUCAAACAAAUGUCCGGCAGCGGCGUCGGCGAUGGUGACAGUUAUUUAAAUGCCACCAAUAACAGCGAAACACAACGUGCAAUGGAUGCCAAAGCCGUUGACGUGGGCAGCGUUGAUGGUCACUAUGAAUUCGAUCCGGCCACGGCCACACCAACGCCGACUGCAUCAACACCGACGGGAGCAACACGUGACGACCUCUUAUUAUCCACACGCGACCUUGUUCUACCAGACAAUUCCCAAUUUACGUUACUGCACACGCAGUCACUGCAACCGUACCAACGCAAACGCGUAUCCAAAUAUGAAAAUAUGGAGGCACGAGUGCAGGCGAUGAAAGAAGAAUUUUAUGCUUAUCGAAAACGUCAAGCUAUGCAAAUGCAACAACAUUCAAACGCCGUCACCGCCAAUAAAAAUAGUUCGAUUGAACUAGAAAGCGCUUGUUAACUAGAAUUUAAAUGAAACUAAACUAAAAAUGAAAUGAAAAUGAAAAGAAAAAAAAAACAAAUAUCUCUGUUCUACACACAACACACACAAAGAAAACCAACAACAAAACGAUCACUCAUUAACUAAGAAAAAGAAAUGAAGAAAAAUCUAAUGUUUAAAUUAAGAAUGACGAGAGAAAAAAAUACGCAGAAAUACUGCGAUUUUGAAACUUUUGAGUAACAAUUCAUUUUGGUAAUUGUUACUCACUCACUUUCUCCUUCUCUCACCCACACAACAACAACAAAUAUUCACUUAACACAUACAAUUGAGUAGAAAAACCAAUCGCGACAUUUUUUAGCAGACGACGAAAGAAGAAAAAAAACAAACACUUAAUUUUGAAAGACAUUGAGUGAUCACUGACAUUGAUCUCGUUAUUAGAAUACACACGACAACAACAUGAACAACAACAACAAAAAAAAACAAUUUAAUUAGGAUGAAUAUUUACUAUGAAUUAAAUAGCGAAACAUUCCGAAUACGAAAAAAAAACAACUUUUUAUAACAAUUUUUUUUUCGAUUCACUUGAAAAGACGAACAUGCCGACACGGAUGAGCCGAGUUCUCGAUGGCUCAACGCGACGGCAACUUUAUUGACUCAUGGAAAAUGGAAUUACUAUUGGUUUCAAACUAAAAACAUGUUAAAACAAACAUUGUGUCGGAAUGGAAAAGUCAUCCUCUUGUCAUCUAUCACCUCCAGUCAAUGUGCAAGAAUCACCCUCUCUUUCCCCAUCCCGCUUCGUAAUUAUUAUUUGUUCUACAGCCAUUUAGAUUCUAUUUGCGUUAAUUUGUAAGAUUUUGUUCUUCGCAUCGGCUUUGGAAAAAAAAAAUUCUUCUUGAACUUCCGCCUAAGCGAGUUUUUUCUUUCGGAGAAAACAAUAAGAAUUCUUUUGUUUAAGUAAAUUCCUUUAUUAUAGAGUAAGAUUUUUUUUCUUCUUCUUCGUUGAAAUUACAAGAAUGUUUUAACAAAUAUUUUAUGUUGGUCCCACCAGAAAUUUUGUGUUCACGUUAUAGUUUUGCGUUUUUUUUUUUUAAGAAAAAUCAAAUCCAAAUUGUUUUAAUUUUAUCAUAAUAUGUUUCUAAAAUUCGUUUAAUUUUUGUAAAAUUAAAUUUUCAUUCGAUUCGACAUUAAAGACAUUAGGCUUAUUCUAAUCAGUUUGUAGCCCACCUGAGGUUGUUUCGGUGCGAUAUCCGAUUAUACACAAAUCAAGACUGGUCUUCGCCAUUUCCAUAUGUCAAAACGAAUUAAAACAGACAAGAAUAUAAUUAAGAAUAUAUAAAAGAAAAUUGACCUUUAACACAUGGAUAUUCAUUUAGAAAAGGAAACAAAACCACGCCGACUUUUCAAGAAGGACGAUAUAUUGAGAGAAUAAAAAAAAACUAGCGAUCUUUGAAUGUCUUUUGUCCAAAAGAAACAAAGAACGAAUGAAAAAAAACAAAACUGUUUGUGUCGCCAGAUUUUCAUUUGAAUGUUGAAAUAUUGUGUAAAUAAAUAAAUUUAGGAAAAAUUUGUAUCAGCCGAAUAAAAACUAUAAUUCAGAGGAGGGCGGAGAAUAAAAAAGAAGAAGAAGGUGAAGUAGAUGAGAAAUAGCGUGAUUGCUAGUGUAUCGCGCGCAUCGUGAAUUGUCCGCGACACCGACGAUUAUAAGUUCAAUAUAAGACAAUUUUAAAAAUGAAGAUGAUUGAGCAAAAAACAUGAAAUAUUUAAUUUAUUUAUCAGAAGAAGAAAACAAAUCCUGAGACACAAACAAGAGAAUAUGUCACACUAAAUCUCUCUCUUCAACCAGAACAACGCGCUAGCAAUAAACGUUUUUGUAAAAAUGCAAGUUCUAAAUUACAAACUAAUUAUUAUUAAAACACAGAAAGAAAGAAAAAAUUAAAAAAAAAAAACGAUUUUUAAAGCAAAAAAAAAACCUAGUGUGGUGAGAAUGAAGGAUUGUGAAACUAUUUAACGUAAAGAAAAAAAAAUUUAAAGAGAAUAACAUAAAAGUGGAUGAAAUGCACCUAGCCAUAAUGCGCACGUAUUCAACAAGAAUAUUUAAAAAAAAAAACUUAAUAGCUCGUUUCUCAAUGCGGCCACCCGUGCCGAUGACAGCCAACAACAACUGAAUUCUCUCUACUGCUUAAGAUUUAAAACAUUGAAACACACAAGUCUAAACGAGGAAAUAACUUUUAGUUUUACUCUUACUUUUCCUCAAUUUUCUCUUUUCGAGCAUCUUCAGCGAAAAACACUCACUCAAAUUGGCAGGUAGUAGCGAUUAAAAUAAACAAAACAUUUUAACCACUUCAAUAUUUAUUAAUAUAUAUAAAAAAAAGAGAAAAAAUCUAGAUGAAAAACGUAAAAUCGAAAUAGACGUUAAAGAAUUAUUAUGUGUAUUUAAAGAAGAAAAAAAAAGCAGAGCAGAAAUUAAUGAGAAGACGAUAAAGAAUUACUGAAAAUUGAACAGCAGAGAUUUUAAAUAUAGUUGAAGAAAAAUUUGAAUGGACAGAUUUAUAGGCACACACACUCCAUAAUAAUAAUAAACAUUAACGAUAAUGAACAACAACAGCAACAAAUUAUAUGCAUAAUUAUAAAUACACACCCACACACACACAAUUUAGUCUAUGAUAUUUGAGGGUCGACGAUUUGUCGAUCCGUGUGAAAAGUGUGUGAAUCGUUCUGUAGAGUCUACAACAACAACAAAUUAAUUAAUUUUCAAUGAGUGAAUUAUUUGAUUAACGAAUUGAGCGUUUGUUUAUAUAUCGAUUCUAUUUUAAAUGUAUUUAACUAAACAAAAAAAGAGACAUAAUAAAACAAAACCAGUGAGCGAUAGAGUAUUUGAUUAACUAAAUUAGUAAACUAUCGAAUGGUCAAAUGCUAAACAAAAGCCAUACACACACACACACAUUUAUACCAUUCUCUCCAUAUAUUCAAAAUAAAAAACCAAAUGCCCCGGUAUCAACACACACAAUAUUUCAAUCAUUUUUUUCGAGUCGAACACAUGCGACAACAUACAAUAGCUAACGAAUUAACGAAUUGUUGUCAAAUUCUUCGAAAUUUACUGCGAUUUUUGAUAGCCUCAUCCAAUUCUACACACAAACACACACCCGAUUUUACUAGCGAUUGACAUAAACAACAAAAACAUUACUGCAUAAUUGAAUCAAUUUAAAAUUUUAUUGCACAUAAAAAAGCAAACUUAAUUCACUAAACAAACAAGAAAUUACUUACGAGAAGACAACAAAAAAAUGGAAAAAAACAUAAUAAGACACAAAUUAAAGCAUAAAAAAGUAAUGUAAUUUAAUUUUAAACUUAGGACAUAGUUAUUUAUUUAAUGGAAAAAAUAAUAAAGUAAUAAAUAAUAACGGUUUAAAAGAGAAAACAAAAACGCAUUUAAAAACACAAACACACACACACUCAAGCAACAAAUCCAAUGUAAAUGUAUCUACUGACUACACAAAAACACAACACACGAGACGAUAUAAUUCUAACAUUAUUACGACAAUGGUAAAUUGAUAGCAACAACUACGGUAGUUGAACUACCAAACCAAAUUUUAUUAGAGAUUCUUCGAAACCAACAAUAUUCCUCAGAACGUUUAACAACAACAACAAUUUAAAUUAAUUUAAUUAAAGCCAGCAUGUCUGACAUAGUGAAAAGCAAACAACAACAACAACAACAAAACAAUGAAUAAUAUCCUCACUCAUAACAAUUAUUAAAAUAAAUAAGGUGAAACAAAAACCAAACUUUAGAUUGCUAUGUGGAUCAACGAUUGAUGAAAAAAAAACAAAAAAAAACAAA
Messenger RNA from Sitodiplosis mosellana (orange wheat blossom midge), 9976 nucleotides. It is a transcript of the gene tutl, whose product is annotated as protein turtle. Gene Ontology annotation, biological process: homophilic cell-cell adhesion; dendrite self-avoidance; axon guidance. The transcript has 15 exons. The record is from RefSeq and is a predicted model, not a curated record. Bases 1841 to 4474 code for a protein of 877 amino acids. NCBI's taxonomy places the organism in Eukaryota, Metazoa, Arthropoda, Insecta, Diptera, Cecidomyiidae. Gene Ontology annotation, cellular component: axon; plasma membrane. Gene Ontology annotation, molecular function: cell-cell adhesion mediator activity.